AAAACUAUGUGUUUCCUGCUCGACCUGUACGAGACAAUGCCCCCUUCACAGGCCUUGGCUGACAGGUUCACAAUAUCUGUGGGAGCUGAGCACAAGAUCGAUGCCUCUGAGGGCUACAGAGGCAAUGGCAAGUACGAGCACCUACAUGAGCAUCGGGUUGACAUGGAGAACGGGGAUUCUCAGGCCAGGCCAGGCCACAGAGAGAUGCCUUUACGACCAGCAGCUGCUGCUACUGAACGUGUACCAUUGGCAGUGUUUGCAAUGGGCCAUGUGAAGAGAAUCCGGCUUCUGGCCAUGCUCAGUGGACUUAGACUUGAGGCAGAGCUGUCUGGACUGCAGGCUAGCGGCACACAUAAGGAAACGCUUCGUGACGGAAGUCGCCAGAGUGAGUCAUCUGCAACCGGUCGCCUUGGACCAGCGAGUGUGGUCCUGCUAGAGGGCCAGCCUCCGAACCACCAAUGGUGGUCACCAUGGCUGUUGGCACAUCACAGGCACUAG
Messenger RNA from Dermacentor silvarum, 498 nucleotides. RefSeq lists its product as uncharacterized. Lineage: Eukaryota; Metazoa; Arthropoda; Arachnida; Ixodida; Ixodidae. The record is from RefSeq and is a predicted model, not a curated record. The transcript is spliced from 4 exons. The coding region runs from base 7 to 498 and encodes 163 amino acids.